AUGGCAGAAAAACAGAAAAGUCCAGAAAACCUGGAGACUAAGAGAACUGCUAAGCAGGAAACUACAAAUGAAGAAGAUAGCGAUGAUGGGUGGAUAGGGCCAAACCCAAAUGAAGCUGUGAAAGCAAAGAAACAGAAAACUUUGGCAUUUGAGCAGGUAUAUUUGGACGGUCUGCCUUGUGCUGAAUACUAUGAAAAAAGCUACAUGCAUCGAGAUAUUGUUACCCACGUUGCUGUCAGUAAGUCUGGGUUUAUCAUUACGGCCAGCUGUGAUGGCCACGUGAAGUUCUGGAAGAAAUGUGAAGAUGCUGGGAUUGAGUUUGUGAAGCACUUCCGAAGUCAUUUAGGUACCAUUGAAGAUUUAACCCUGUCUCCAAAUGGUGAACUUUGUGCUACAGUUUCAUCAGACAAGAAUGCCAAAGUUUUUGAUGUGAUCAAUUUCGAUAUGAUCAACAUGCUGAAGCUGGGCUUUCACCCUGAGUGUGCUGGCUGGCUCUAUAGGGCUGGUGAUCCAAUCUCAGUUUUGGCUGUAGCUGAGAAAGACACUACCUCUAUUUACAUAUACGAUGGCAGAGGGACAGGCACCGCUCUCACUGUGUUAGAAAAAAUUCACUUUGCCCCUGUGAUUCUCAUACAGUACAAUCCUCACCUGGAGUUGGCCGUGUCUGCAGACAAGAAGGGCAACCUUGAAUAUUGGACUGGUCCGAAAGGGGACUACAGCUUCCCUAGAAACUUGAGCUGGGAAUACAAGACAGACACAGAUUUGUAUGAAUUUAUGAAGUGUAAGUGUGAGAUUGUGUCCUUGACCUUCUCACCUAAUGGUCAACUGAUGGCUACAUUGGCCACUGACAGGAAGAUUCGUAUUUUCAGGGUGAGCACCGGCAAACUCUGGAAGGUUCUGGAUGAGUCCAUCCAACAGUUUACAGAGCUGCAACAGAUGAAGCAGCAGAUUCCACACAUGGAGUUCAGCCGUCGUUUGGCCGUGGAGAAAGAUCUAGAAAAGUCACCUAGUUAUCGCACCUGUAACCUUGUGUUUGAUGAAAGCGGUUAUUUCCUUCUGUAUGCAACACUCAUGGGCAUCAAAGUCAUCAACCUCCACACGAACAAAUGCCAGCGCUGGCUGGGAAAGACGGAAAACAUCCGUUUCCUUCACCUUGGUCUGUUCCAAGGAGCAGGAAAAGCCAAGCAGCCAAUGGACGCAGAAAUGACUGCUUCGGAUAAUCCCAUUCUGCAGAAUGUCUUUGUGGAUCCCAUCUUGGUGUGCACAGCUUUCAAGAAGUCCAGGUUUUACUUGUUCAGCCGAAGAGAACCAGAUAAUUCACACAGUUUUGAAAGUGAAAGGGAUGUGUUCAAUGAAAAGCCCUCAAAGGAAGAAAUUGUUGCUGCAACACAGGAUGCCGCAUACAUGGGGGUCUCAGACAGCUGUAUUAUUCACACCACCCUCGGAGAUUUGCAUUGUAAAAUCUUUGCAAAAGAAUGUCCCAAGACAGCGGAGAACUUCUGUGCUCACAGUCGAAAUGGUUUCUACAACAAUCACUUGUUUCAUCGAGUCAUUAAGGGCUUUAUGAUCCAGACAGGGGAUCCUUUGGGUAAUGGUACUGGUGGUGAGUCUAUAUGGGGUGGAGAAUUUGAAGACGAAUUUCAUCCCAACCUGCGUCACGACCGACCGUACACACUCAGCAUGGCCAACGCGGGACCAAACACUAAUGGAUCACAGUUCUUUAUCACUGUCGUCCCCACGCCGUGGUUGGACAACAAGCACACAGUGUUUGGUCGGGUGGUCAAGGGGAUGGAAGUUGUGCAGACAAUCAGCAAUGUCAAGGUCAAUCCCAAAACAGACAAGCCUUACGACGACAUCCGGAUCAUCAGCAUCACGCUGAAGUGA
Molecule: messenger RNA, 1884 nt
Organism: Candidula unifasciata
Lineage: Eukaryota; Metazoa; Mollusca; Gastropoda; Stylommatophora; Geomitridae
Source: the annotation of a GenBank genome assembly